Molecule: messenger RNA, 2488 nt
Organism: Lingula anatina
Lineage: Eukaryota; Metazoa; Brachiopoda; Lingulata; Lingulida; Lingulidae
Source: RefSeq, a predicted model, not a curated record
AUGGAGAGACAGUGUAGGAGCACACAACAUGUAUCACGCACAGUGGCUAUUUCUUGAGCUUGAGAUUCCCUUACCCUCACCCCUUACAUUACCCUCCUUUUAUUACAUGUGCCUUUAACACUAUUUUGUCAUGGGUGACACAACGUCUGAGGGGUCCGUUUCUAAUUUAUGGGAAGACAUGAGUAAUGAGGAUGAUUUAUUGAAUGCGGAGCAUGAGAGUGGUGAUGAGUUAUGGGAUGAUUCAAAUGUAACAGACGAUCAGCUAGUAAAUCAUGUAGAUCAGUUCGAAGGUGAACUCGGGAUGGGGGUAGAUUAUAGAAGGUUUUAUAAUCUGCGACGAGUCAAUGAACGGCGCAUGAAAAAAUUUUCUACUGUAAACACGGACUAUCAGCUCACGUUCUCCCAUUUAGAAAAUAGAAGUUUAAAUUCUAUGAUCCCCUUCCUACGUGAGCUUUUCCAAAACAUAUUUGACGACUUAGUGCAGAACAUGCUUCCUCAUGAUUUGGUCAGAAUUGUCUUGCAAUCUGACACGUUAGAGUAUCCCAUAUCAAUAGCGUUCACGAGGGUAUCUGAAUUUACAGUGGAUCUCUUUUUGGACGAAUUGAUAAGAGUAUUACAGUCUCACGAGGAGUUAAGACUUGACGCAUCUAUUAUUUUAACUGUGUGUCAUGUCAGUAUGCCACGCCCUGGUGGAGCAAGAUUAAAACGAGGGUCUAUGGGUAUGCAGAGCUUUCUCCACGCAAAGCGUUCAGUCAUCCAAAUACAUAACGGGGCGGGAGAUCAGUUGUGCUUAGCGCGUGCAUUGGUUGUAGCUAUGGCCAAAGCAGAUAAUGACCCCGAAUAUGCAACAAUCGUUAAUAAGCGCUGUCGUGAACAAUUAGAAAGAGCCCAAGACUUGCAUACAAGAGCUGGAGUACCGUUAGGUCCUUGUGGUGUCCCUGAAAUUAAACAGUUUCAGUCAUAUUUGAGUAAUUAUCAAAUAUCUGUGUUUUCUGGAGAUCACUUUAUGAGUUUAAUUCAUAAAGGGCCUUCAGCUUUGAAGGAACUGUUUUUAUUUUACCAUAAGGGGCAUUAUGAUGUCAUAACGUCGAUAACAGGUUUCAUGGGUAGGGCCUACUAUUGUACGGAAUGCAAUAUAGGUUUUGAUCACAUGGGUGACCAUUCGUGCGAAAAAUAUUGCGAGAGGUGUAAAAGGGAUUCGUCAUGCAAGUUUGAAACAUGGCGUCAUUGCGAUCAGUGUAGCAGAAAUUUCCUCUCUGACAGCUGUUUUAGAAAUCAUACACUUGUACCCGAACAAGGUAGGUGGUCAACCUGCCGACGAUUUACUCUUUGUAAAAAGUGCACUAAAUUUGUCGAUCAUAAAAGGGAGAAUAAACAUGUGUGUUACACUUACAAGUGCAAGUCAUGUAAUAAGUACGUCAAAGACGGUCACUUAUGUUACAUGCAAAUUGAUAGAGAUGACCGUGAUGUGGAUGAUGACGAUUUACUUAUGUAUAUCGAUGAGAAUCCUGCUGCCAAUUUCAUUGGUAAGUUCAAACCUGGUUCAAAACGCCCUUUCAUAUUUUUUGAUUUUGAAGCGCAGCCAUCGCAUGUUCAUACCCCUAAUCUAGUGGUUGCUCACAGGGUAUGUCAUCACUGUCUAAAUUUAGACGUAACCCCCACUAGUACAUGUGAGCUAUGUGGCAAAAAUGAACAUGUGUUUAAGGGGCCCUCGUGUGUUGAUGAAUUUUGCAAAUGGGUAUUUGAAGAUCAGAGUUUUGAACGUGCACAAGGUAAAAGGAAAAGGAAAGGAAAAAACAAAGGAGGUCGCAGUAAACGAAUGAAUCCUGGAACAUCGUCAUGUUUUGAUGGUGAUGAGUAUGAAUGUGAGAAUAACGAGGAGGAUAUGAUCAUACAUAAUGGGGCUAUAUUGUUGGCACACAACAUGUCUGGUUAUGAUGGUUUUUUCCUCUUAAAAUGGCUCAAAGACCAAUGUAUCGUUCCCGAUGUGAUAUUACGAGGCGCCAAGGUGCUUUCUAUUAAGGUGGGCGAUAUAACCGUUCUUGAUUCUUACAGCUUCCUCCCCAUGGCACUCAACAAACUUCCCGCUGCAUUUGGUCUAGAUGAAUCCCUGUCAAAGGGCUACUUCCCCCACUUCUUUAAUACCCCUGAAAACCAAGACUAUAGGGGUAAAAUGCCCGCCACUAAUUUUUAUGGCUCUGAUUCAAUGUCUACCGGUGCGAGAGAGCGGUAUAGGGCGGAGCGUGACAAUGUCUUUAUACAGCAUGCUCAUAAUCAGGGAGAAAAGAAAAUAGGAAAGUUUGUCGUUGAUGGUUGGGCGUCAACAACUAACACUGUCUACGAGUAUCAGGGGCGUUUUUGGCAUGGGUGUCCAAAAUGUUACAACAGUUACAAUAUCAACAAUGUCAGUUUGAUAACAAUGGGUGAGUUGCUAGAAAGGACGGUGGAUAAGAAGCAGUGUUCUUAUUUACGGCGUCCCAAUAUGUAA